Messenger RNA from Dimorphilus gyrociliatus, 4947 nucleotides. The record is from the annotation of a GenBank genome assembly. NCBI's taxonomy places the organism in Eukaryota, Metazoa, Annelida, Polychaeta, Dinophilidae.
CAUUUGCAAAACAUGGCGAUCGAGCUGUGCAAUUAAAAAUAUACCAGGCAGGAAUUUGUCAAAAUGAAAUUAGUUAGAGGUCAGAGGGUUAAUGCAACUAGAUUGGCGUUUUACCGAAAUAAAUAUGCUAAUUUUUCAGUCUGUGGCUGUUAACGAUCCAAACUAUUAUAUCGAAGAUGAAGCGAGCCGUUCGUAAUUAACACUUUUGUUGUGUUGUUUUUUUUUCUGGUUCGAAAUAUGGAUAGACAAAGCGGAAAAAAGAAACAGCUAGAGGAAAAAUCGACAGAAGACAAUAGUUCUGAUGCUUUUUAUAGACAGUUAAUUCUGGCACAGAAUGCUGCUUUUGCCCAUGGAGCUUAUAUUACUCAAUCUCCAUUCAUGGCUCCCGAACUAGCUGUUGCUUAUAGUAUGCUUGAUCCUGUUUACGCUUCAUACAGCGCCAUGAUGGCCAAUCCAUGGAAUAUCGCUGGUCUCUGUGCUUCCGCCGCCACAACAACGUCUACAACAACGACGACGGCUGUUUCCUCCUCCUCCAGUGGAUUUUUAGAAGCAUACUCACAAAUAUCAACGAAGAAAAAAUCGUCAAGCCCUAAAGCAAAAAUAUUAACGGUACCUACGAUUAAUGAUGAGUCAAAGCGAGAUGAAGCCACAGCAACCUCAGGUUCAGAUCAAAAUGUUUCGAAUGACAAACCAAAUAAAAGAAAACGAAAGAGUAGUCCAGUUAGACGAGUGAAAGCAGUUUCGUCAUCGAAACAUGACGAUAGUGCAACUUUGAAAACAAAUUACUCUUCUCUACCUUCUAAUAAUAAGGCAGUCAAGAAACAAUCCUCUCGUCCCUCUCUCUCCGAAUGCUUGGCAAAGAUGACGACUUGCGUAGCUGCUAGUGGUCAUAAUUUGUGGUCUGGAGCUUCAGCAGUUAAUAAUACAGAAGGAGUACUGGAUCUCUCGUCGAAGCCGCAAGAAAGUGACGAUUGUCAAAAUAGUGAAUCGCUUGAAACACAAAAGACUCUAAAUAUAUCUGAACAAACUGAGAAUGACUCUGAUUCACUUAAUAGCGGGAAAGGAGAAGAAAUCCAAAGUAGGGAACAGGUUGAGAUUGAGUCAAAAAAUACAGCAAAUGGACCAACAGAAGAAGGCAACGAAGACAAUAACAAUGAUAAAGAUGAUGCCGAGAAAGAUUGCCAAGUCAAUGAUAACAUAGAGGAGAAAUUACCAUCUUGUGAGAGUCAGACGCAUGAAACUGUGGAGUGCGAUAAGGGUGAAAAGCUUAAUCUUGAAACGAGCCUUGAAACAAACGAUGAUAACUAUGAUCCCGAGAUGGAAGAAAAGGUAAAAGAAGAAGAGGAAACUCUUCUCAAGGAAGAUGAAAAUUUAAGCCAAAAUAACAAAGACAUCGCUGAAGUAACAGAUAAUGAAACAGAAAAGAAUUGUACUUAUGAAGAAGUUGAAUCAGAGUCAACUUUAAUUAAGGAGAAAAGCAUUGAAUUAACUCCUGUUGAAUCUACAAUAAUUGUUGAUAAAGAAAAAGAAGAUACAGAAGUAUGUAAAGAGUCUUCAGCUCCAAAAAAAGAUAUGAGCAAAAAACAAAGUAAUGAAAUUGUCAAAGAUAUUAGCAGUCUUGAACAGAAUUACAACUUGGAGACGCACGAUAAAAAGGAACAAGUUCGAGAAUCGAUUGCUGCGAAAAAUUGCGGAGAAGGGAAUCUCAUUUUAAACAUUACUGAGCCAGUGAUUGUCAAGAAAAAGAAAAAAAAGAAAAAAAGAAAGCAUCACAAGCAUGAGGAAUCAAAUGGCGAAGAGAAAAAAGCAAGCAUUGUUUUAAAACUGCCCAAAGAGAAAAUCUUCAAAAACGAUCCAUAUGCUUUUGAUGAAGACGAUGAACAUACUCCAACAGUUCAACCUCUAACACGCCCUAUUCAUCGAAAUGGGACCAUACACAGUCGAAGACAACGAGAGGAGUUAAAAACUUCAGUUUCUGAGUCGAAUGAAACGUUGGCGGUAUCAUCUUCAUCAGUAACAACAACAGCUUCGCAUUCUCAAUGUGGGCCUAAUCAUACCAAAGAAUCAUCCCUUCCUUGUUAUCCUGCCACAACAACAACAACAACAACAACAACAACGACAGCAGCAACAACAACAACAAAUUUGGAAGAGGAACUGGAUGAUAAUAAAUUAUUAGCCAGUAUUAAUGACAUAUUAACUGACUCAGAGCGGAAACAACAAUUACAAAAUGACCUUAAGUCAUUUUCAGAGGUUCUUGAACAGUUACAACAACAGCAUCCACCACCAGUUACACCUCCAAAUACUGCUCCAAGUUCGUCGUUUCCUUAUACUUAUAGUCAACAGCCCACAGUCACUUAUCAGUCAUCUUACAAGACAUCAAAUUAUACAAAUAAUGAAAAUUCUGGCUACUACAAUACCUAUCCUUCAGGGGCAGCACCAUUCCCAUCUGAGAUGAACUGCCCCAGACGAGACGCGUAUUAUGGCCAAGAUACACAUCAGAAUUUUCAAUAUAACACGUCGUCUUCCUAUACAGGGGCUUAUGGAACUAAUUAUAAUAACUAUCCAUCAUCAGUUCUUCCCCAACAACAGAUAGCCUAUCAAGGAACGUCGCAUAGAAUGGGAGCGGGAAGUGGUGCCGAGCAAGGAAGUAUACAGCCUAUUAGGAGCGCCUACUAUCCCCAAUCUCCCGGUUCGACCUCCCACAUAUCGCAGCAUCAGCAAUAUUUUCAUCCCCCUAAUGUCCGGAACUCUAAUUCGAUGUAUAACGGAAAUCAGCAAUCUCUACUUCCACAACCAUCAACAAACCUCAGACCGCAGGGAACAGCGGUACGAGCAAAAACUUGUUUGCCUCUUCCUACACCUCCUCCAUCUACUCAGGUUUAUAAUGAAUCAAAAUUAGGCACCGCUUGUAGCCUUCAAACAAGCACCGAAUUAUCUAGUAAGGUCCAGUCAACAUCUCCUAUUUCAUCUGGUACAAGCUCUACGAGUGUAUCACCAGAUAAAAAUGAAUGUAGCGACGCUCCAGCGACUCCAGUAAAUGAAGAAUCAGAUUUAGUUGAAAGGCUUAGAAGUAAUACACAAGAGGAGGUGCCAAGCUGUAAUUGUUUAGGAUCAAAUACAGUAUACGACGAACGAGUCGAAGGACCUUUUUAUACCCACCUUGGAGCAGCGCAAAGUAUAGCAGGUAUAAGAAAAUUGUUUGAAGAAAGAACCGGAUUAACAGGGAAUGCCAUUCGAAUCGAAAAGAUAAUUUACUCCGGUAAAGAGGGGAAAGGAACUCAAGGUUGUCCUGUUUCAAAGUGGAUCAUUCGUCGAUCUUCAAUAGAGGAGAAAGUUUUAAUCAUUGCGAGACCAAGAGUCGGACAUACUUGUCCUCAAGCAGUUAUCACAGUCAAUAUAGUCGUUUGGGAAGGUGUUCCUUCUCAACAAGCUGAUGAAUUAUAUGAUUAUCUUCGGCAAUUACUUCCAGUAUACGGUUUACAGACAGAUAGAAGGUGUGGAUCAAACGAACAAAAGACUUGCGCCUGUCAAGGUUGGAAGGAUGAUGUAGGAGGAGCAUCAUUUUCUUUCGGAUGUUCAUGGAGUAUGUACUACAACGGUUGCAAAUUUGCUCGAUCUCAACAGCCCAGAAAAUUUCGUUUGAAAAAUGAGAGCCAUGAAACACAACUGGAGCAUGCGCUUCAGUCUCUCGCUUCUCACUUAAGUCCUAUUUACAAACAAGUAGCACCUGACAGUUUUAGAAAUCAAACUCAAUUCGAGAAAGAUGGAUUGGACUGCCGUUUAGGACUAGACUCUGGACGACCGUUUUCUGGUGUAACGGCCUGCAUAGACUAUUGCUCUCAUGCUCAUCGGGACAAUCAUAAUAUGAAUAACGGCAGUACUGUGGUAGUAACGUUAACUAAACACAGAGGUCUGGGAAAAGGGCCGGAUGAACAACUACAUGUUCACCCUCUUUGCAUACUUGACCCUACUGCUGAAGAUGGAACUCGCGAAAGUCGUUUACAGCAGGAAAGAGAUGGAUCAGUUAAUACGUUAACAAAAUUUGAGCAAAUAGUUCGAAUCCGAUCAACUCCUACCCCUUGCAAGAAAAAGCGGAAAUUGCAACAACAAGAAGAAAAGAGAAAACGAGGAGGGGAUAUGCCAAAAAAGAAAGCUCCAACCAAGGCCGAGUUGGAGCAACGCAUGCGUAUGGCUCAUAAUUUACAAAUGCAAAUGUCUUCGUCUGGUACGGGAGCGCAAAACUUUCAAUCACCUUCUUUAGUGACAGCUAACAACCCAGAUUACAAUAAUCCGUAUACUCAAAUGUCUUGUGGUAGUGGUAUUUUCCCCCAAAAUUCUGAUGGUAUGGAUAAUCGUCGGUGGUGGAAUGGAAGUAAAACAGGAGACAUCAACAGAGAGGACUCGUUAAGGUGGUGUGAAGAUUUCAAUACGACUGAAGGAGAUCAAUCUGGUCAUGAGGAGAUUUCCUACAAUGAACAUUUAUUCUUGGAUGAAAAUAUAGGAGGAGUUGCACUAGCCCUUGGUCAUGGUAGUGUUCUUCUUGAAUGCGCAAAGAGGGAAAUGCAUUCUACAACUGCAAUUAGGGAACCUAAUAGAUUUCAUCCUACCAGAAUCAGUCUAGUUUUUUAUCAGCACAAAAACAUGAAUUAUGCUCGACAUGGAGAACUUCAAUAUCAACAAAAAUCAGAAAUGUGGAAGAAAAGAAGAGAACAGCAGCAGCAACAGCAGCAACAACAGGCGAAUGAACUAAAUGCUUGUAAGCGGAACAAAAGUCAAACAGAACAAAUGGCUAAUUCUAUUGUACGUCAGUCCGCUGAACAUUGCGUCGUUCAAUCAGCGUCUCAUAUACCUCGUGCGCCAAUCUCUCAUCCUCCUACUUUAAUGAAUUUGCACCGGCAGCAGAACUGGAAUUCUGCGCCUCCAAAUGCCUAUGGUUUUUGGCAUUAA